Molecule: messenger RNA, 3789 nt
Organism: Poeciliopsis prolifica (blackstripe livebearer)
Lineage: Eukaryota; Metazoa; Chordata; Actinopteri; Cyprinodontiformes; Poeciliidae
Gene: tpcn1
Product: two pore segment channel 1
Exons: 27
Coding region: 810-3308 (832 amino acids)
Biological process (GO): transmembrane transport; monoatomic ion transport
Cellular component (GO): endosome membrane; lysosomal membrane
Molecular function (GO): monoatomic ion channel activity; voltage-gated channel activity
Source: RefSeq, a predicted model, not a curated record
UGUCUGUGUGUGUUUUUCCUCUGAGCUCACUGGAUCACUGUCUCCUGCUCAGCGGACAAACAGGAAGAAGAGGAAUGUGUAUUUCCUUUCAGGACAUCUCGGAGUUAUUUAUGAGAGAGAAGUGUGAAACUUUUUGGUUUUACUUGUUGCUGCUGGAACCCUCUGGAAAUAGGAGGGAGUUUGAAGGAUAAUGCAGUUGUAUCGCCUCAGUGAGGAGUCACAUGCCUGGAUUCAGGAGUAGAGAUAGAGCUGAUCUAGAAGCGGAUUUACUUUCUUCCUUUCUUUGUCUUUUUUUUUUUUUAACUGGCACUGUGGUGUCUGUUUGUGUCUCUGAGAGGCUGACUUCACUGUGUUUUUUACACGGCGCUCCAAAUGUUUUAUUGUUCUCAGACAAAUGAGCGAUCUGAAUGGCUCACAUACAGCCUCGGGGUCCGAUGGUGUCAGGAGGACGCUCAGGCUGCUGCUGGGCCCGAAAGUGAUCUUCUUCACACUUGAGCUCAAUCCGCUGCGGACGGCUAACAUCUGGGAGCGUAUUUCUGAGACUCUUGCCUGUGUUUUGUUUGUGCGUGGGAUGAGAGUGACCAGACAGGAGGGAGGAGUAAAAUGUGCAGCUGCAGAGGAUCACCCGCAGGAGCCGCUCAUCUAAAAACAAUUUGCAACUCUGGUAUUAUUUCAAAGAGUAAAUUUACAGAAGCGUGGCAUUGAGUUUUUGUCUGACUUUUUAUGUCGGUUUCUGCUAUAAGGCAGAAUCAAUUCCUCUUGUGGUGGCUGUGCAUUCUCAACCUUGAUACAUUCACAUAGCUUCACCAAUGGCGUCCUUGUGUGGACAGGAAACUGGUUUCCAUGGCGAUCAGUCCUGUAACGAUGAGAGUCCAGUUGCGAUCUCCUCCUUUGGCUCACAGUUAGAGUCUGACUGCAUUGAUGGAGGAGGCAAUUAUGACGUAAUGAACAAUGCUGUGAUUUCCACACCUGGGGCACAGAGCAACAAAACCCAAAAUGUGUCUUUAAAGCAAAGCUGGGAGAUGAACUACCAAGAGGCAGCCAUAUACCUGCAGGAAGGAGAGAACAAUGACAAGUUUUUCAGUCACCCUCGAAACCCAAAAGCACUGGCGGCGUACCUGUUUGCCCACAAUCACCUGUUCUACAUGAUGGAGCUGGUGACGGGUCUGCUGCUGCUGAUGCUGUCGCUGUGUGAAGCUCCCGCUGUCCCCUCGCUGCGCCUGGACGUCUAUGUUCAUGCCACUCUGGAGCUGCUGGCUUUGCUUCUGGUGGCAUUUGAGCUCUGCAUGAAACUUCGCUGGCUCGGCUUCCACACCUUUAUACGACACAAGAGGACCAUGGUGAAGGCGUGUGUGCUGCUGCUGCAGUUUGUGGAGGCCAUCGUGGUUCUGAUCAGACAGACAUCUCACAUGCGAGUGACCCGAGCUCUGAGACCGAUAUUCCUGGUGGACUGCAGAUACUGCGGUGCUGUGCGCAGAAACUUGCGUCAGCUCUUCCAGUCUCUCCCAUCUUUCAUUGACAUCCUCCUGCUCCUGCUUUUCUUCAUGGUCAUAUUUGCCAUCUUGGGUUUCUGUCUCUUCUCUACAAACACAGCUGACCCGUACUUCAGCUCUUUGGAGAACAGCCUCGUCAGCCUGUUUGUGUUGCUUACCACAGCAAAUUUUCCUGAUGUGAUGAUGCCAGCGUACUCUAAGAACCGCUGGUCCUGCGUGUUCUUCAUCGUCUACCUUUCCAUAGAGCUCUACUUCAUCAUGAACCUGCUCCUCGCCGUUGUGUUUGACACAUUUAAUGACGUGGAGAAGAUGAAGUUUAAGUCUCUGUUGCUUCAUAAACGCUCUGCUAUUGACCACGCCUUCCAGCUGCUGGUUAGCCGACAGAGGCCGAUGGGUGUGUCUCUGAAACAGUUUGAUGGUUUGAUGCGAUUCUACAGGCCUCGAAUGUCUGCAAGAGACCGUUUUCUCACAUUUAAAGCUCUGAAUACAUCAGGGGCUCCAAAACUUAGCCUGCAAGACUUUUAUAAGUUUUAUGAGGUCAUUGGAUUAAAAUGGAAGCCGCGACGAAGUCGAGAACACUGGUUUGACGAUCUUCCUCAAACAGCCUUCCUCAUUUUCAAGGGCAUCCACCUGGUGGUGAAGUCUAAGGCCUUCCAGUACGCCAUGUAUGUGGUGGUGGCCAUUAACGGUGUGUGGAUCCUCGUGGAGACGUUCAGAAUGAACAGUGGAUACUCUUGGUCUGAAUCCGUUCCUGUGAGUUACAUCGUUUUCCUGACGAUUUACGGUGUGGAAGUGCUGCUGAAAAUAGCGGGUUUGGGGCCAUUGGCUUAUUUCAGCUCCGGCUGGAACCUGUUUGACUUCUCUGUGACUGUGUUCGCCUUCUUGGGGUUGAUCGCUCUGGCUUUCAAAAUGGAGCCAUUCUACUUCAUUGUAGUUCUUCGACCAUUCCAGUUGCUCCGACUGUUCAAGAUAAAGCUGCGGUACCGCAACGUGUUGGACACCAUGUUUGAGCUCUUCCCCAGGAUGGCCAGUCUGGGCCUGACUUUAAUCAUCUUUUAUUACUCCUUUGCCAUAGUGGGUAUGGAGUUCUUUGCAGAUGUGGUUUUCCCAAACUGCUGCAACACCAGCACAGUGGCAGAUUCCUACAGACAGAUCAACAAAACAUUUGGCAACAAAACAGUGUUGGAUGAAGGCUAUUAUUAUCUCAACAAUUUUAACGACAUCCUCAGCAGCUUUGUGACGCUGUUUGAGCUGACAGUGGUCAACAACUGGUACAUCACCAUGGAAGGAGUGACGUCUAUGACGAGCCACUGGAGCCGCCUGUACUUCAUGACUUUUUACAUUGUUACGAUGGUUGUGAUGACAAUCAUUGUGGCUUUCAUCCUGGAUGCUUUUGUGUUCCGCAUGAACUACAGUCGCAAGAACCGGGACUCCGUGGACAAUCCAGAGGAUGAAAAUGGGAUAGUGUUCGAUGUAGAGGUGAGGAGAGAUGAAGCGUUGACCACCCUGGAGUUGUACAAACAGACAUCGCCGACACUGUCUUCGCUCAGCUCUCUGGCUGCUGUCCUGCAAGCUAUGGACAAGAGUGGGCACACAUUUCUGGUUUACUUGGGACGAAGAUCAAGAACAAAGAGUGACCUUAGUAUGAAAAUGUACGAGGAGGAAAUACAGGAGUGGUAUGCAGAGUAUUCAAGGGAAGGUUUGCCUCAAGAAGAUGAAAACCUAAACCUGGAUCACAACAGUCCCGUCACCAAUCCGGCUCCCAUCCAAGAACGUCAGCUAAACUCACAGAGAGAGCGUCACAGCAUCAACUAAAAACGACUGUAGUGAGAUGUAUAUGCACGUGAUCUCAACAGAGGAAACCUCAGCACCUCCAGUUCCCUCAACCUCACCAUAAUACCCAUCGUGGGGGUAUAAAAAUCUGGAGCCUCUUGAACUGAAGUUGGCGAGAGAAAAUGACGCUGUUUUCUUCCCUGAGCUGAUUGAAGUGUUGAUACACUUUCAAGUGUCCCCUAAGCAAGCUACUACCAUUUCUUUGCGUAUUUAACAAUUAUAAAUUAAAUCUGUUGCCUUAGUUUAACAGUUUCUCUGAUUAGUAUUAACACACAGUACUUAUGUUAUGUACUUUGAUCAAGAGAACACUAAACACUCCUUAAAGAUCAGUCCAACCACUUACCAUGUAAAAGUUUUCUCCUAAAUGACUCAGCAGGUUCCGAUAUUUUAUAUAAGCUCUCAAUCUGUAAUGUACUUGAAAGUAACAGCAGAUUUUAAUAAACUAUUCAAAUAAUGAAACACA